UCCAUAGAAACCAUGUUCACAAUCUCAAACAAAAAAGCACAACACGCUUGAAAACUGUGUAGCUAUAGCAUACGUUUUAAACCCCGUUGCCGGCGUUAAAAGACACAGCCAACCCAUAGUCACUGCUGUGGGCUGAAUGCUUGGCUGAAGCUGAAAGGGAUCCUCUCUGAGGCCGAGAUUGUGACAAGCCAACAUGGUACAUCUGACCGUAGAUCUGAUUGCUAAGUCUAGAAAGCACUUCAAAAAGAAAAGGGGCCUCUCCUUCCCAGAGUACCUCAAGACACUCACCCACCUCCACUUUUCUAACAAGAAUAUUGAAGAUAUUGGAGAUCUUUCAAUGUGUACAAACCUCACCGUUCUUUACCUGUAUGAUAAUAACAUCACUUACAUUGGCAACCUCAGCUUUGCCUCCAACCUCACGCAUCUCUAUAUGCAGAACAACAGCAUAACCCAUAUAGAUAAUCUGCACAAUCUGCAGAACCUCUCUAAACUGUAUCUCGGGGGGAACAGAAUUGCUGUGGUGGAGGGCUUAGAGCAGCUCCAUCAGCUCAAAGAGCUUCAUGUGGAGAAUCAAAGACUGACACCGGGGGAAAAGUUGCUCUUUGACCCCAGGACUCUCGACUCCCUUGCUGAAUCUCUGUGUGUCCUGAAUAUUAAUAACAACAACAUCGAUGAUAUCAGAGACCUGGCGGUGCUGAAGGAGCUCCAGCAUUUUUCUGCUGCAGACAAUAAGCUGUGCAGUAUUGAGGAGCUAGAAGAUGUGUUCAGCCACUGGCCUCAGCUGUUUCUAAUGGAUUUGAGUGGAAAUCCUGUGUGUAAAAAAACAAAAUACAGAGACCGCCUGAUAACCGUGUGCACAAGCCUCGAGGCUCUUGAUGGAAGGGAGAUUAAUGACUUAACCAGAGAGUUCCUUAUUAACUGGAAAGCAUUCAGGGAGGCCAAGAAGAAAAAAUAAUAAUAAGCAUGAUGUCUGGAGCACUCAUCCCUUAUUCUCUAACAAAUGAAUUUAACAUGGGUCAGGAUCUGCAGCCUGGUCACAGCCACGCUAACAUGCAGAGGUGGAAGCCACAGCAGUCUCUCAGGUCCAGUAUCACAGUUUAAAAAAGCCUACAUUCGGCACAUCUAUGUCAUGACUUACUAAAUUAUUUAACUGCAGACUGAAUCCAAAUCAUAAGUAAUAACUGCUGAUGGUAGGCUGACCCCAAUUCUUAAAGUCCCCCCCGCCUCCAAAAAAAGUGAACAUUGCUAGAGAAAUUCAUAUUUUAUUGUAAGAGUCAGUUAGUUUUCCUUCAUUCUCCUUCCUAUCUUUUUUUCUUAAAAACCUGAAAGGAACCAACAGUUUUACUGAUUUUACAUAAGAUUAAAGACAUUUCAGUUUAGCCAUAAAAUGAUUAUAGCUAAUAUUUAUUUGUCAGCAUUUGAUUUUUUCUCUCUCUUAUC
Messenger RNA from Neolamprologus brichardi, 1440 nucleotides. It is a transcript of the gene ppp1r42, whose product is annotated as protein phosphatase 1, regulatory subunit 42. The record is from RefSeq and is a predicted model, not a curated record. NCBI's taxonomy places the organism in Eukaryota, Metazoa, Chordata, Actinopteri, Cichliformes, Cichlidae. Gene Ontology annotation, molecular function: protein binding.